Molecule: messenger RNA, 339 nt
Organism: Linnemannia hyalina
Lineage: Eukaryota; Fungi; Mortierellomycota; Mortierellomycetes; Mortierellales; Mortierellaceae
Source: the annotation of a GenBank genome assembly
AUGAGCUCCGCCGCCUCAAAGAUCCUCUCGACAUUGCGUGGACCCGUCUUGUACAAUGCCAAGGUCGCAGGCCAGGUCGCCAAACAAGUCUACAUCCGUGAAGGCAUGGCUCCUCCCUCGGUCGCACAAAUCGAGACCGCCAGGGACGCUGCCUUGAAGUUCAUCUGGGACGCACGCCAGGCAAAGACCUGGAGAAACAUCUCAAAGACACAGUUCCUCAAUGCCGGUCUCGUCGCUGCCGAAGCCUACGCCUUCUUCAUGGUCGGUGAGAUUAUCGGACGCAGGAGUCUUGUCGGAUACAAUGUCAAGAGCGCAGAUAGCAACGAUCACCACCACUAA